This is a messenger RNA of Arctia plantaginis, 375 nucleotides long. The record is from the annotation of a GenBank genome assembly. Lineage: Eukaryota; Metazoa; Arthropoda; Insecta; Lepidoptera; Erebidae.
AUGCGGCGCGCAAGUGCAAGGUAUGCAUUCACACUGCACCUCGUCUUCGAUGUAGGUCAGUGUAGACUGAUUUUGAAUAUUAAAGGCGCGUGUUUAAAUGUGUUGUCACAGGAAGAUAAUAGAGGCGGCAGGAGACGUUGUCUAACUAAAACUUACAACGUCGAUGAGCUGGCUGAGUUUAAGUUUGAUGCAGACUCGCAGCACAUCUGUGGUGUUGACGACGGGCCGAACAAGUUUGUUGUAGUUGGAGAGGAGGUCAUCGUAGAGCCGUUUCGCGUCGGGAUUGCCGGCGGUGGCGGCGCGGAGCAGGCAGCAGGCCGCCAGCCACCACACGAGCGCGGCCAUCAGCUCACGGGCUUGGCCAUCGUUACGUAA